AUGGAACACAACAAGAUUGAUAGAGAGCUUCAAGAUUCAUACGAUGAUCAACAAAAAUGGGUUCUUGAUUCUUCUCUCGAUAGUAGAGGAGAGAUUCCUGUUCGGGCUAGAACCGGAGCUUGGAGAGCUGCACUCUUCAUCAUUGCAAUCGAGUUCAGUGAGAGGCUAAGUUACUUUGGGAUCGCCACGAGCUUAGUGGUCUACUUCACGACCAUUCUUCACCAGGAUCUUAAGAUGGCUGUAAGAAAUGCAAACUACUGGUCUGGUGUCACUACUUUGAUGCCUCUUCUUGGAGGCUUCGUCGCCGAUGCAUAUCUCGGCCGUUAUUCCACUGUCCUACUUGCAACCAUCAUCUACCUUAUGGGUUUGAUUCUGUUAACAUUAUCUUGGUUUAUACCGGGAUUGAAACCUUGUCAUGAAGAAAUGUGUGUUGAGCCAAGGAAAGCCCACGAAAUAGCCUUCUUCGUUGCAAUCUACUUAGUCUCCAUAGGCACUGGAGGUCAUAAGCCAUCCCUUGAGAGCUUUGGAGCUGACCAAUUCGAAGAUGACCAUCCUGAAGAACGUAAGAUGAAAAUGUCUUACUUUAACUGGUGGAGCGCAGGUCUUUGCGCUGGUGUUUUAACUGCGGUGACUGUCAUCGUCUAUAUAGAAGACCGUAUUGGUUGGGGUGUGGCUG
Molecule: messenger RNA, 676 nt
Organism: Eruca vesicaria subsp. sativa (arugula)
Lineage: Eukaryota; Viridiplantae; Streptophyta; Magnoliopsida; Brassicales; Brassicaceae
Source: the annotation of a GenBank genome assembly